Messenger RNA from Nothobranchius furzeri (turquoise killifish), 1305 nucleotides. RefSeq names its product GTPase IMAP family member 4. NCBI's taxonomy places the organism in Eukaryota, Metazoa, Chordata, Actinopteri, Cyprinodontiformes, Nothobranchiidae. The record is from RefSeq and is a predicted model, not a curated record. Gene Ontology annotation, molecular function: GTP binding.
UAAAAUCCUUAGUUUUUCUUCAGCUUCAUCAUCCACACUUCUCUCUGCGAUCUAAUCAUGGACGGACGCCUGGACACCAGAUCCACACUGACGAAUAACAAGGAGCUGAGAAUCGUCCUGGUGGGAAAGACUGGAAUUGGGAAGAGUGCAACUGGAAACACCAUCCUGGGUCAAAAGUCCUUUGAGUCCAAAUGCCGUCCCAUGUCUCUCACUGUAGACUGUGCAAAAGGAAGAACUGAAGUGGACGGACAAAAGAUUGCUGUUAUCGACACUCCAGGUCUGUUUGACACCAGGUUUGAUGAGGAGCGGACAAAAAAGGAUCUGGGUCAGUGCAUCUCCUUUUCUUCUCCUGGACCCCACAUCUUCCUGGUGGUCAUCUCUCUGAGCAGGUUCACUGAUGAAGAAAAGAAAACGGUGCAAAUGAUUCAAGAAAUCUUUGGUGAUGCUGCAGACAAAUACAGCAUGGUCCUCUUCACUCACGGAGACAACCUUGAAGACACCACUAUUGAAGAAUACAUGGAAAACUGUCCAGAUCUACAGGAACUCGUGUCCAGAUGCAACGGUCAGUAUCACGUCUUCAAUAAUAAACUAAUGGACAAGAAGCCUCAGGUCAUCGAGCUGCUGCAGAAGAUCAGAAACAUAGUUCAGAAGAACGGAGGAAGCCACUACACCAGCGAGAUGUUCCAGGAGGCUGAGAGGCAGAUUGAAGAGGAGAAACAACGUAUCCUAAUGGAGCAGGAGGAGCGAAUACGCAGAGAGAGAGAAGAAUUAGAGAGAACAAUAAAGGAAGAGUAUGAAAAGGAGAAGCAGAAAAUCAAUGAACAACUCCUGGCUGAGAAAGAGAAGACUGAGAAGUUGAAAAUGUUAAACGAACAGAGAGAGAGAGAACUCAGAGAGCAAACGGAAAGGCUGAUUGCUCAGAAAAGCGAAGAAGCUAGAAGGGAAGCGGAGCGUCGUCGUGCCCCAAAACGCUGUUGCAUUCUGUAGUCAGCUCCAUUUCAGAUCAUUUCACAGACCUUCCUUUCUGUUGUGUGGUUAGGGUUAGGGUGGUUCUGUUUCAUUCUGACUUCAUCAGCUGAUUCCUGUUGUUACACUCUGUUUUUCUUUAGUCAGACCUGAGUCUUUCUGUGAUUUCUGAACUUGUUGUUGUUUAUUGACCUCUGUAAUGCUGUCAAGCUAAAUCAUCUAGAAAAUCAGUUAAACAUUAACGGAGCUGCGACCCCCGGAGAUUAUUCCUGUUGUUAAAAUCUGUCACCUGCCCUAAAUUGAAACAAAUAAAGUCACACAGAACUACUUGGAUUUAUC